CUCAUCUCUGCCACCACCACCACCACCGUGGAAUUACAAAGAGUGGUGGACUCAGAACAACCUGACCCUCACACACAGAGCUGUGGAGGGACUCUGGCAUCGGACUGGGCUGUACCUAUAUUUACCAGUCAUUGUAAAGCCAAAGAUCCUCAAUAGGAAUACAGACGGGGGGCGAGGAAGAGCCCGAGCGCUGCCAUGGCUCAACUCACACUGUUUUAUGACAGCUGACUCCAAAGGAAGGUGGAGAGCAAUGCGACCACAGAGCAAAGCACUUGUUAUCAGGAAUCCGAGUUAUGUAGCCUGCCCUUCUCGAAGUGUCUAUGCAGUGUUAGGACUCCUUCAGCGGUGGGUUGCUAUAAGACAAACAGCACCUCGUCUGCUGCAACCAGGGGAGAAAUCGGUCUCACUUCUGUUCCCAGCUUGGAGGAAAAAUACAUAAUUACAUUAACGGGUCGGCUGUCGACUUAAGAGCCUUCCGCUGUUAAGGAAGACUUGUAUUUGUUGUUGGGAAUAGCUUGUUAAAGAAAGAAGAGGACGAAGAUCUGUAAUUUUGGGUACUUCACUCAUCGGGUGUGGAAACCUGAAUUAAGCCUAAUCUGCAUACAAAUUAAAAGGUGGCUGCGAGGCCGCUCCUCAGUGAUUUAUCAUGAAAUGGGAGAAGUUGAAACCCCCGGAGCCAGACGACUCCAUGUGCUGCUGCGAGUGUGACUGCCACCAGUAUGGAUGUUCCUGCCACUGUGAGGACCUAGAUGAGGCCUGCAACAGGUGGCUGAAGGGUCCUUCCGGAGGUCAGAGGCCGUCCGUGCUGAACGCUGUGAUCGACAGGCUGGAGUUCUCCAUGGUUCCUGUCCUGGUUCUCCUCCCGCUGCUGCUGCGCCUGGCGGCCCUCCACAUCCUGCUCGGCGUGGUGGUGCUCAGCGCUCUGCCCUGCCUCCUGCUCUGGUACUACUACGCCACGCAUCGCCGCAAGAGACGCACCCUCUUCUUCCUCACCCUCUCCCUCUACUCUCUGGCCUACAUGUACUACCUCUUCCUCACCGAGAUCCUGCCUCGGGGGGACGUGGGCCCCCGGCAGGUGCUGGUCGUGACGGCCGGGGUGGUGAUCACCGUCGUCUCGCUGGUUCGUACCAAGAGGGGGCCGGGGUUCGUGGUGGCAGGGGCGAUUCCGGCGGUGCCGGACAAACGCAGCGUUGAGAACAGAGGUGGGCCUCCUGAGGUGAGGAGCACCGGGGAGGAGACGCAAACCCUGGUGGUGAAGGGCCAGGGCAGCAGAUGUGCGGUGUGUAAAGUGGUACGGCCGCCGCGUGCAGGACACUGCCGGAUCUGUGGGUCCUGCGUGCAGAGACUCGACCACCACUGCAUCUGGAUAAACAGCUGUGUUGGAAAGAGCAACCACCGCUGCUUCCUGUUCACCCUGUCUGUGUUUUUGUUGACCUCCGUGUAUGGGAUUACUAUGGUCCUGCACAGCCUGUGUCCUCACCAGCACCUCCUCACUGCCCUGCUCUACUGCCCUGGGGUCUACAACCAGUACAGCACGGCGCUGUCCUUCACCUGUGCCUGGUACAGCAGCAUGGUGACCUUGGGUCUGCUCCACCUGCUGUUCUUCCAGGUCCUGAACAUCAGCUUCAACGUGACGGAGCGCGAAGCCCAGGUCGCCCUGCGCUAUAAGACGGGUCGCCGCCAUCUGUUCGGCCUGGUGGUCGACACCGGCGAGUACUACAGGGGGUUCUUCCACAACUGGCUUGAGUUCCUCACCAUGACGGACAGAACUGUGGCGGGGAAAUGGUAUCUGAUCGGCUUCGCCACCAACGCCCAGUGGUUCGUGGACCACCGGGCCAGCAUGAAGAUGGGCACCGCCAUACUGACCCCAACCGCUGCCGGGGACCUGGACAUGUCGUACGCUAGUCUCAGAUCUGACGCAUCGUGUUGGAGAAUGAGCCACCUGGCAAAGAAGACAGAUGUUCCUGGAAAGUUUGUGUUCAAGAGCGAGCGAAUGGACAACGAUAACGACAUGCGCGUCGUCGACGUCAAGUACGACGAGUACGCCCUCAUAUACACCCUCAAGACCAACGGCGGCGUUUCCACUGUCCUCAACAAAUUAUACGGCCGAGGGAACCAGCUCAACCCCCAACUAUUGGAAAAGUUCAAGCAGUUUUCCCUGGAGAAUGGUAUUCUGCCCGAAAACAUAGCCAUCCUCCCUCAAAACGGUAGGGUAGCCCAAAUAUAUCGAUGUCACAGUUAAACAAACUUGAGUUCAAUCACAAUAUCAAUCCAAAAUCAACAAAUA
Molecule: messenger RNA, 2287 nt
Organism: Gadus chalcogrammus (walleye pollock)
Lineage: Eukaryota; Metazoa; Chordata; Actinopteri; Gadiformes; Gadidae
Product: palmitoyltransferase ZDHHC23-A-like
Exons: 9
Coding region: 647-2242 (531 amino acids)
Molecular function (GO): palmitoyltransferase activity; small molecule binding
Source: RefSeq, a predicted model, not a curated record